This is a messenger RNA of Glossina fuscipes, 2558 nucleotides long. Its product is annotated as protein vreteno-like. The coding region runs from base 341 to 2350 and encodes 669 amino acids. NCBI's taxonomy places the organism in Eukaryota, Metazoa, Arthropoda, Insecta, Diptera, Glossinidae. The transcript has 6 exons. The record is from RefSeq and is a predicted model, not a curated record. Gene Ontology annotation, molecular function: RNA binding.
CUCUUUUUUUCUCUCUCUUUUCUAUUUUUUCUUACGCGAUUGGGACAAAAACGUUUAUCAACGGAAUUUAACUUUCAGACACAUAAUUAUCCCCAGGAUAUAUAACAAGGUGUUACAAGAAGAAUCUGUUCAAUAAAAUGUGUACUGCAGACAAAGAACAGUGGAAAGAGCUUACAGAGAUAUAAAGAAUCUAUUGCAUUACGAAGGUUUCUAACGCCGUACAACUUUCUGUAUUGCAUUUUUGGACUUGUUAAAUAUAAAUAGUGGAAAGGAUAGUGUGGCUAAUAUAGUAAUAAUAAUAUUAAAUACCCAAAACCUAGAUAUAUUUAAAAAGGAUGUAAUGGAGAUGAAUUUCAAGAAUGCCGAAUUUAAUCAAUAUAUUUCAGUAACUGGUGGCAAUUUAGAUGAUGGUUCUCAAUCCAAGCCGAAUGCUAAUAAAAAAGAUCACCAUUUUCCUUAUUUGGUAUUUAAAAAUAUGCCUAAAGGAACGACAAAGCAGACUUUAUGGAGCAUUUGUUCAAAAAAUGGUCUCGUAAAAGCUGUCAGACAUGAUAAUAAAAGUGGCUGCUAUUUUGUAGAUUUCGCGACAGUAGUAGAUGCGGAAACGGUUUGUCAAAGUCUGGAAAACAAUACGUUGGGUUUCCAGGUGAUCGUCGGUAAGAAGAAAAAGACUGCCAGUGCUCCAAUACCUCCAGACCUAGCCACUCAAAGUACUCAACAAGAGAAUCGUACUUGCCUUUCUUCAGAAAAAUUGUCUCCCCAUCUUUAUGCUGGUGCACAACAAGCUUUAGACCGCAAUUUUCAAAAUGGAUUCAUUUUUAAUGAUGAUAUACAUACUUUUGAUCUUAAGAAUAAGGGUAAUACAAACGCAUGCAUUGAUUCUGAAGGAGGACACAUAACCGUGCCCGAUAAAGUGAAAAAUUCUGAUGAGGGUGGGACGCACACUAACGAAGAAUUUACUCGAAAGAAAAUAGGGUUCAAAAAUAUCGAAUGUACUUUGUGCAGACAUGAGUGUCGUUUAGUUUGCAGGCGCUGUCGCGGUUAUGACAAUAUAUUGGGUUACUACUGUAGCGUAGAAUGCCAAAAAAGAGAUUGGGAAAAGCAUCGCUAUAUUUGCGGAAAUCCUAGGAGACCAUUGCAUGUUGAUAUUAUUAGUCAUGCUUCAUUGAACAGAAACGUUGAAAAACAGGAGAAAUCUGACUACUCUGAGCUAAUUAAGCAAAUGCCACGAAGUGGAAUUAUCGUAACUAUAACAGCAAUUAUGAAAAGUAACGUGGUUUUCAUACGUUCCAAAGACUACGAUGAUAAUGAAAAUUUUUGCAAAACGGUCAAUGGCUUGCAAAAGCUGGGCGAAACUCUAAAGACGGCCAUUGGGAAACCGCGGUGCGGUCAAGUUUUCCUUAGUAAAUUUCGUGAUCAAUUCUACCGCGUUAUGAUAUUAAAUCAUACUGAGAAUGAAGAAGUUCACGUCGUCUACAUUGAUUAUGGAAAUGUGGACACACUGAAUUUGAAAGAUUUAUAUGAAGCACCUGACGAGUACACACGAAUACCUCGUUAUGCUUUACCAGUUAUAUUAAAGGAUGUACCGAACUGUUACAUGACCGAGGAAAUAACCAAAAUCAUGUAUUCGUAUCUGAAUAAAAACGUUUAUCUUAAAUAUGAACAGAGAGAUCUUACUGAAAAUGGUGUUUAUAUGGUUGAGCUAAUUGACGAGAGCAUGCAGCAAAAUUUUAAUGCAGCGAUUAAAAACUGGGCGAUACCCCGAGAACCGUUUAACUCUAGCGAAAUUUGCUUUAAAGAUUAUUUGAAGCAUGUAAUGCUACCGAGUGGUGAUAAUAUUGAAUUGGUGGUAAUGGAUAACUCAUCAAUGCAUACCGGUGUUAUUUCUUGUACUACAAAGCCUUACGCUGUGAAAAUACAAAAAUUUAAGAGAGAUAUACAAAAAUAUGCUCAAAACGUAUCCACUACACGUUAUGCACCGCAACUUGACGAAUUGUGCAUAGCAAAGUAUAACGUGGAUGGCGAAUGGUAUCGUGGUUGUUGGUUAGGACUUUAUGGUACGGGUGAGGCUUAUAUAAUGUUUAUUGAUUACAAUAGAAUUGAACGCGUCGAAGUUGACAACAUACGGCCGUAUCCGCUACAAUUCACUUAUCCUAUCUAUACAUCUGAUUGCGAAAUUAGAGGUCUGCCUGAAAGAUGCAGCGAGAUGUUGGUCGAAAAAUUGAAGGAACUUAUACCCAAUGGAACUAUACUAAAAUGUGACGAUGUAAAAUCAUACGAGGCAGAUAAAUUUCACAUAAUUUCUUUACCUUAUAUCAUAAAAGAGCUGAAAUCAUUGAAUUUAUUGUAAACCCAACGUGACAUGAAAGGACAAAAGUCCUUGUGGAUGAGGAGAAACUGUAAAGAAAACUUACAUUUAAACUGUGAUUUUUCAUAUUUAAAUUUCACCUUAUUUUAAUUGAAAAGAUUAUCUGCUUAAUCUUUUUUUUUUACUUUUAAACAUCUAAGACGUAUUGGCACUAGUCCAAAGAAAUAAAUACUACAUUGUGUAAAAGCAA